Messenger RNA from Helianthus annuus (common sunflower), 1638 nucleotides. RefSeq names its product replication protein A 70 kDa DNA-binding subunit D-like. Lineage: Eukaryota; Viridiplantae; Streptophyta; Magnoliopsida; Asterales; Asteraceae. The record is from RefSeq and is a predicted model, not a curated record. The transcript has 10 exons. Gene Ontology annotation, cellular component: nucleus. Gene Ontology annotation, biological process: DNA recombination; DNA repair; DNA replication. Bases 1 to 1638 code for a protein of 545 amino acids. Gene Ontology annotation, molecular function: DNA binding.
AUGGGCUAUCGUUACAUUUCAGAGUUGAUGCCUGAUGUUACUGACAGGUGGCAAGUCACUGUAAUGGUCUCACGUUCUUGGACAUCGUACAAUCCUAAAACAAAUCGCAUUUUGUCAUUUGAUCUCAUUCUUUCAGAUGAGCGUGAUUGUUCAAUUCAUGCAAGAAUUCCUUAUCAUCUGAUGCAUCUUUUUAGUAACCGUUUGGAUGAGGGUUGUGUAUAUCGGUUGCAUCGAUUUGUUGUUAAAGCAUAUAAUACGGGGUAUCGGCCAUUGAGACGGGAUUGCUAUGUUGAGUUUACAAGAAAUACAUCGAUUAGUCCUUCCAUGGUGCAGCCGUGUUCAUUUAGACGUUAUAUUUUUGAGCUGACUCCAUUCAAUGUCCUUAGAUCACGUGCUUACAACGACACAUAUCUAACAGAUGUGAUCGGUGUUCUCCGUGAGUGGGGUUAUGUUGACAAUGGGUUGGAAGAUGUGCAAUCAUGUAACCGGGAAGUACGACAAAUCGUUCUAUGUGAUGAAUUUGGCAAGGAUCUCACCGUCUCUUUAUGGGGCAAACUCGCACUUAAGUAUCGUGACGAGGAUAUGAGGCGUCAUGCCGCUAAUACAAUUGUCAUCGUUUUGACCUCUUGCAAGGUUAGAUUGUUUGAAGGUGCUCCAUGCUUGACGUCAACGGUCUCUUCUCAUUUAUAUAUUAAUCUGCCACUUCCAAUUUGUGACGUCUUCAAGAAUAUGUUGCCGGUGCCUGUUUUGUUCAAAUCAAACGUACAAAUGAAAAAAGACUUUCAUGUCAAUAGUGUUUUUGAUGUUUAUCGCUACUUACGUGAAGAGGAGGUUCCUGAGGGCACAAUGUAUAAUAUCGCUGCAACAAUAGUUGAUAUUGAUUUUACGGAUGACUGGAAGUAUAUUAGAUGUUCUACGUGUCGUAAGAAGACCCAAUUCGUUGAUGCUGCUUAUUAUUGUCCAGCAUGUAAAAAAGAUGUUGCCAACCCACGCCAGGCUUACAAAUUGGUUGUUCGUGUGCUUGAUAAUGGUGUUGAGAUGACAUGUGUUCUGUUCGACGAUGUUGCUGUAGCUCUUCUUGACAUAACCGCAGAAGAGUUGGUUGUUAGGAGUUUAUCAGAGGGUGUUGAUGAUCCUUUUUGGGCUCAGUAUUAUUUGCUUGACACUUUAUGUGCGAGAAGUGUCAUUUUUAGGAUUAAGGUCGAUAGAUAUAAUGUGCCACCUCAUUGUUCUCAACGCUUUACAGCGUCAAAAUACAUUGGAGAGAAUGUGACAUCGGUAGCUGAAGAUAAUAUUACAUCUACUAUUGGUACAAGUACACAUCCUACAGAAGAGACUACCGAAGAUAUUGAAGCUGACGACGCUGCGUUUAUAUCAAGGAUCACAACUGAUGAGUGGGAAAUGGCAGAGGAAGCGUUAUGGGGACCACGGGUUUCAUCAGUUUCAACUAUUACGACGAUAUCAUCGGCUAUUGUGUCUACCGACGAUGAACUAAAUUCUGCUACCUCUACGCGCGAUGUGAAUACUGAUGAUGCCAGCAUUCCCACCACAUCGACUAAUGAACGUGUCGCAGCUGACUCCCAUGAGAGACUAAGGCCUAGGAAAUCACUUCGGAAGCCAAAAAAAUUUACUUCGUAG